Molecule: messenger RNA, 1891 nt
Organism: Chlamydomonas reinhardtii
Lineage: Eukaryota; Viridiplantae; Chlorophyta; Chlorophyceae; Chlamydomonadales; Chlamydomonadaceae
Exons: 6
Coding region: 270-1130 (286 amino acids)
Cellular component (GO): cytoplasm; nucleus
Molecular function (GO): protein binding
Source: RefSeq, a predicted model, not a curated record
AACACCCUUUUUAGUGCUUCAGCUCUCUUUAGCUUGUAUCGCACACGUUACAGUUGUCACCUUGAAGCAGCACAUACUUCCAAGUGCGAGACAUUAUCGUUUCACAGUAACAACUAGUUUCACCUUAGCUUGCUACAAUUUGCAGGUAUCAGGUCUGAGCAAGUUUCAUUGAAAGCUGUGCAGUUCUCAACUCAACCAAAGCAACGCGCAUGUUGUGCUGGUGAAGCUGGACCGCAGCAAAGCUAGCAGCCACACAAAGUGCACGCGGGAUGGAGGAGGGGCCUGAUGGCACGCCGCGGCGCUCUGGCGCGCCGCGCACGUCCGUCAUCGGGCAUGUGCCUUCCCCAAAGCCGGCGGCGGGGAAAGCGGCCGCCCCGGCCGCCGGCAAGGGCGGCGAGCAAACCACCACAAUGGUACACUCGGAUGAGGGCGCGGAGCUGCAAAAGGUGGAGCGGCCGGAUGAUCGUGUGGUGACGGAGAUCGUGGGCUGCUUGAAGAUGAAGAACAGCAUGCUAGCUAUGGGCGCGUGUGAGCGUGUGAAGAAGAUCGCCCGUGUGUACCCCAUGGAGGUGGCCAACAGCGCCAUCAUGGACCAGCUCACGGACAUACUCAAGGACGGGUCCGCCUCGGUGCUGGCAGGCAACGUGAUGCAGGCUCUGUCGGUGAUGGCGCUCAAUCCGGAGGGCCGCCAGAAGGUCUGCCUGGCGGGUGCGUCCCUGCCCCUCAUCCACUUCAUCCGCGCCGCCGACCUGUCCCGCCCCAACCUGGACCGCGCCGUGACGCUGCUGAUGAACCUGGCCGCCGACACCUCCAACCGCCGCUCCAUACGCGAGCAGGGCGGCGUGGAGGCGCUGGUGGAGGUGCUCAAGGUGGCGCCGCUCAGCGAGCCGCUGAUGGAGCACGCGCUGGGAGCGCUGCACAACAUCGCGCUGCUGGACGCCAAGGCCAAGGGCCGCGCGCUGGAGGCGGGCAUCCUGGAGCCGCUGCUGCGCAUCACCACCGCCAAGGGGCUGCCGGAGGCGGACAUGUGCGCCGUGCGUGGCCGCAUGAUCCUCACCGAGCUGCUCAAGAUGCCGGAGACGGAGGAGCGGCUCGCGGCGGUGGCGGCGGAGAUGGGCGUGCGGCUGUAGCCGGGGCUGGGGCAGGAGGCCGGGUGCGGAUGAGGGCGGGUGCUGGGGGUAGGGGCUGGUGAGGUAGUGCGGGUUGCAGCUGGGGGCAGCUUGAGUGGUGAUUGGCAUAUGCGGGUGAUUCUUCAAUCGGAUGGGCGGGCGCGCUGCCACUGCAGGCAUGCCGGCGGCAGCCUAGGCGUUUGAAGCGCAGCGGAUGGACGGACGAUACCGCUAUGUGGCUUGGUUGCUUAACAACGACGGUGGGAGUUUGUGCGUGUGUGUUUGUGGGGGUUUGUGCGUGUGUAUCGUAUGCAUAUUAGGUGUGAGGUUUUCACUGAUCUGGGGUAGAAGCAUGAGCGCGCAACACAUGCACCUGUUAUGGGCGCUGCGCACUGCCUAACAACGAAAGCCUGCGUGCGUGUGGGUGUCUGCACCGCAUGUGCUGUGAGAGGCACGUGCUGAGGCGAGGGCGCGGCGAGCCUGAUCGGAGCCGCAGGACCUCGUGAUGUAGGACAAUAAGGACAUGAAUAAAAGGAGAAGCUAGAGGUAUGUCAUCGGUACUACGUCAUUAGGUCUGUGAUCGAUGUACUGGGUACAGGACUACAGGUCACUGGGUAGAGGUGACUGGCGAGACGCUCUGCAUUCGUGACUCGCAUGCAAACUUUCUGGUCCUCCUUUAAGACGAAUGUUCUGCGCGUACUGGAAUGCUGGCUACGCAAGGAGGUCCUGAAACAGGCCUGACAUGUGCUGGUGCAGUGUUAAGGAGUAAGCAACUGCGGAAU